AUGUUGGAGGGCGAGGCCUCCAACGUGAGACAAGCCAGCUUCUCGCAGCCAUUGUGCUGCGUUGUGCAGAUUGUACUAGUCAGACUCCUCUCUGCCGCCGGCAUACAUUUCAAUGCGGUGGUAGGCCACAGUUCGGGCGAGGUCGCCCGUGCCUUUGCGACAGGAUUCAUCAGUGCUGCCCAGGCCAUCCGGAUCGCCUACCUUCACGGCGUUGUAUCCGCCGAGCACGCAUCUUCAACAAGCGGGCAACCUGGUGCCAUGUUGGUGGCAGGCAUGUCGUAUGAAGAUGCGAAAGAGCUUUGCGAAAUGGAGGUCUUUGAAGGCCGAGUCUGUGUUGCAGCCAGCAACUCGCCCGACCGUGUGACCAUCUCCGGUGAUGCGGAUGCAAUCCAGCACGUCUGCUGGAGGAAUGCGAUUGCGCCGUUGCCCGAUGCCAACCCAACCCAGACCGGGCUUGUUUGGUAUUCAUCCGUCCAAGAGCACAACAAGGAGAUGACUGCAGAGGAUGUUACCGCCGCUUAUUGGAAGGACAACCUCAUGUCUCCGUUCCUUUUCUCUCAUGCGGUCCAGAAGGCUGCCGUAACCUGCCGUGGGCUACAAGUCGGCCUUGAAGUCGGCUGUCAUCCUGCUCUCAAGGGUCCUUGUCUUGCCGCCGUCAAGGACACCCUCGACGGAAAACAGUUGCCGUAUACCGGCUGCCUAGAAAGAGGAGCCGAUGACAUGGCCGCUUUUGCACGAGGUCUCGGAUACCUCUGGGAGCGCUUUGGAGUCCCGACCGUUAAUGCUACCGGCUUUGCAAAGGAAGUGUCGCCACAGCGACCUUUUCAAAGCCUGGCAAAGUGGAAGAACUUUGUGAGGUCCCGCGACCUCGAGUGGUUGGACGGCCACGCCCUCCAAGGACAGACCGUCUUCCCUGCCGCAGGCUGCAUCGUUAUGGCCAUGGAGGCUGCCAUGCGUGUGGCCAACGACAACAACUACGAAGUGGAGCUUCUUGGGAUUGUAGACAUGGACAUCAGCAAGGCGGUGGUAUUCCAAGACGACAACAGCUUGGUGGAGCUUAACCUCUCAGCCAGCGUGACCGGCGAGCCCGGCCAAGAUGGUAUUACUACGCAUAAGUUCUUCAUCGACUUGUGUCUCUCCAAGGAGAGUGAGAUUUUGACUUCGGCCAAGGGAGAGAUCAUCAUGGCGGUGGCUGACAAGUCAUCCUUGCCCGCCGGCGACGACGAAUCUGUCUUGCUGGCACCCGAGAAAGAGCACCCUCAAAUGAACAGGGUCAACAUCGAUUCCUUCUACAAGGAACUUGACCUGAUGGGGUAUGAGUACAGCAAAGACUUCCGUUGUCUGAAAACCAUGAGACGAGCUGACGCCAAAGCCACUGGCACCCUUGCGUUCCUCAAGUUCGUCGUCUACUUUCUAAUUAAGUCGUUCCUCCAGUCCAUGGAUGUUAUCGAGAUCGGCGCGGGCACGGGCGGCGCUACGAAGCACAUUCUGUCAAGGCCGCAGCUUGGACUCAACAGUUACACGUACACCGACAUCUCGACCGACUUCUUUCAGCAAGCUCGCGUCAAGUUCGCCGAGUUCGACACGGGAGAGCCCAUGCAAUUCGAGUCUCUCGAUAUCCGUUGGAGCCGCGCAGGAGAAGGCUUCAAGGACCACCCGUACGAUCUCAUCAUUGCAUCCAACGUCCUCCAUGCCACCCCCAAGCUCGAGGAGACCAUGACACUUGAGAUCACCCACCGUGAGCAUAGCCGACUCGGCUUUCUCUUCGGCUUGUUCCCCGACUGCCGUACUUUCGAUGGAGAUGCCAACCUGUUCCCCACGUCCGUUUUCAGCACCAUUGUCGUCGUCGGCGGCAAGUUCCCAGAGACACGACGCAUCACAGAGGAGUUGACUAGUAUCCUUCCGCAAAGAUCCGUUCAGUCUUUCACCAGUCUGAACGAGCUCGCGUCGGCGGACCAGCAGCUUAAGUCCACCUUUGUCGCCGUCAAGAACCUGCUCUUCCUCGCCAGAAAGAUGCUGUGGCUGACGGAAAGUGCCUGGAUCAACAACCCGCACCAGGCCAGCACCAUCGGCAUGUUGAGGUCAAUCGCGCGGGAGCAUCCAGAAGGCCGAUACCACGACCGGAACAAUCUGGACGGCGCCUCCGUGGCGGCCCUCUCGGAGCAAAACGCGUCCAUGGUCCAUAUCUCUCAAAACGACGUCUUUGCGGCACCGAGCAAUGUGGCCGAUAAGGCCCCUGGCGAAUUCUUGAUGUCCGUGGCGGCAACACUCAUGGGCGAAGCCGUUUCCCGUCAAGCCCAAGAUUCCGGUCCCGCGGCUUCAAUUCUCGUUUUUGAGCCGCCGAGCUUUUGCAUCAGGAUCCUGCUAGAGGAGGCCGAGCGACGGGACUUUCAGAUCUGCUUCGCCACGACAUGGUCGAGCUUCAAGAGCACCUCCUCCCCCGCCAGUUCCGCUCGAUGA
Molecule: messenger RNA, 2460 nt
Organism: Colletotrichum gloeosporioides
Lineage: Eukaryota; Fungi; Ascomycota; Sordariomycetes; Glomerellales; Glomerellaceae
Product: Lovastatin nonaketide synthase mokA
Exons: 9
Coding region: 1-2460 (819 amino acids)
Biological process (GO): secondary metabolite biosynthetic process; fatty acid biosynthetic process
Molecular function (GO): fatty acid synthase activity
Source: RefSeq, a predicted model, not a curated record